CGAUGAACAACAGUACGCAACUGCGUAAAGUAAUGAAAUCGGCAUAUUUUCGACGUAACAAUCAACAGUUACCAGGGCCGACCAGAUCAGCCAGGCUUUCUGGUAAUGGCUUCAUGCAUCCAUCAUUGCCACCUAGUUAUGGUCGUAGAUGGAAAGGAAUGCAAAGAACGCAAAAAAUGAUGACGAGAAAGAGCAGAAAUAAGCAAAAUACAUGUCGUUUUAAAAGCAAGAAGAAGCAAAACCUGAAUGCUCAAUCAAUGAUGGAAAAAAUUCCACCUAAUAGACAGAACGCAGACGGUUAUAUCAUGCGAAGAGACAGCGAAAGAAGCAACAAAUUUGUGACCGACGACGUUCUCCGUUCUUUCGGCGUUCUCGCUUCUGACUAUUCGGAAUAUGACGGUUUCACGUUGAAUACAUAA
Loa loa (African eye worm) is the source of this 419-nucleotide messenger RNA. RefSeq lists its product as hypothetical. The annotation marks the transcript as partial. The transcript has 3 exons. The record is from RefSeq and is a predicted model, not a curated record. NCBI's taxonomy places the organism in Eukaryota, Metazoa, Nematoda, Chromadorea, Rhabditida, Onchocercidae.